UUGUGCAUUUGCUCCAGUUUGAAUUCCCUUCGCACACACACCUCGCUUCAUUGACUAGGAAAUCGUUUGGGUGUAUUUUUGCUUUUGGUUCUUAUAUAGGUUGACAGCAUUUUUUUGUUGGGAUUGUUUUUUUUUUUUCUAUUUUGUUUUAAUUUAUUGAAGCACUUUUCAAAAAGCGCGACAUUGUUGACCGGCCAUAUAGAUAAUAUUAAUAGCUUCUCAAGUGGUCAAGCCAAAAUACCGAGGAAAAUAGAAAAAAGGUGAAUGCCUCUCUCUAAUGGCACCUCCUAAUCUAUGUGAGGGCGCCCAAUGGUAGGCGUCGUCAUGUUCCCCCCUCAAAAAACAUUUGCGUGAAAGAUGUCACGCCAUAAACAUUGUUUAUUGAACCAUUAGGAUAGACGAUAGAGGCUAACGCUCGUACAAUCUGUGAGCCCAAAAAAAAAAAAAUAAUAAAACAGUUCAAUAAAAUGCUGUGACAAAUGAUCUGGUAAGGCAGUUCCGAACUGCAGCCCCAAUUGAGCUACCAAAAUUCAUUUUAAAUACGAAACUAAAAGUUUCAGAAAAUCGUAUAAUAGUGUUUUACGAUCAAAGUUUGGGAAUUAAUUGAAUAAUUGAGGUUUCAUUUGAUAUAUAGACCUUCUAGAACUGCAUUCAAAAUUGGAAAUUAAUUACUGAUAAAUUUAGAUGUAUAUAGAAUUAGAUUAUAUAAUAUAUAACCAUCGUAACUCGGGGACCACCCGAUGCAUAUAGUUUCAAAUUUAUAUAUAGACGUAAUCGUAAAUUUUUAGGCAAAACAUAGACAAAUAUGACUACAACUUUUCCCCUAAUGUCAUAUUGUAUAACAUAUAUAUCUAUAGUUUCAAUUCAGGUAAUUCAGUAUGUCUUCAACGCUACGCAAGACGGCGAGUGUUAUAUUCUUUCAUGGCUCGGGCGAUACGGGACCCAAUGCACUCGAAUGGGUGCGCGGUCUGAUUGGACGCGACUUUGCUGGUUCGCAUAUCCGAUAUCUAUUUCCCACAGCACCCGAGCAGAAGUAUACGCCAUUUGACGGCGAGAUAUCCACGGUGUGGUUCAAUCGAUCGACCAUUCAUAUCGAUGCGCCCGAAGAAGUGGAGAGCAUGUCGGAGAGUGACGACAUAGCCAAUGCACUCGUACAGAACGAAGUGGACCGAGGGGUGCCCACGAGUCGCAUCAUUGUCGGUGGCUUCUCCAUGGGUGGUGCUCUGGCUCUACACACAGGCUACCGCCUGAACACAGACUUGGCGGGCGUAUUCGCGCACUCUGCGUUCCUGAAUCGCGAAUCCGUUGUCUACGAGUCGCUGGCAGGUGCAUCAAAGCAUCCAGAAUUGCGCAUGUAUCAUGGCACAGAUGACGAUGUCGUUGAGUACGAAUGGGGUCAAGAUACCUUCGACAAACUGCGAAAGUUAGGCGUCAGUGGAACCUUUACCACCUUGGAUAAUACAGCCCAUGAGCUCAUGGAGAGCUCAAUGCUGGAUGUCGAGCAGUGGAUACUGGAGAAGUUGCCAUAGACUAGCAGUCGUUGCCUAACACUGAAUUCUUACUAACAUAAAUAAGCAACUAUGCAACACUGCAAAAAUUAUUUAUAAGGUAUUUUGCAACACUCUAUGCUAACUAGUUCAGCUGCUCUUUGCAUACUAUUUAAAUGAACAUUAUUUAAAAUAAACUUUAGCCGUUUUCCAACACUGUUUGGUAUUGGCUAACCUUUUACGUUUAAUUGUCGCAAUUUUUUCUAUUUUUCCCUCUCUCUCUCUCUUCCUCGCUUUAUCCAUUAGCAAUUGAGUA
Molecule: messenger RNA, 1803 nt
Organism: Drosophila mojavensis
Lineage: Eukaryota; Metazoa; Arthropoda; Insecta; Diptera; Drosophilidae
Product: lysophospholipase-like protein 1
Exons: 1
Coding region: 879-1529 (216 amino acids)
Biological process (GO): protein depalmitoylation
Cellular component (GO): cytoplasm
Molecular function (GO): carboxylic ester hydrolase activity; palmitoyl-(protein) hydrolase activity
Source: RefSeq, a predicted model, not a curated record